Molecule: messenger RNA, 1744 nt
Organism: Sorex araneus (European shrew)
Lineage: Eukaryota; Metazoa; Chordata; Mammalia; Eulipotyphla; Soricidae
Gene: TRMO
Product: tRNA methyltransferase O
Exons: 5
Coding region: 315-1358 (347 amino acids)
Source: RefSeq, a predicted model, not a curated record
GGGCCGCUCUGGGACUUGUAGCCAUGCGCGGCCUGGAGGCGGCCGGGCCUCGGCCCACAACGACCCCCGGGUGUGGGUGUGUGAAGCCGGCGCUGGAGACAGGUAACGGCCGCGCCGCGCCGCCCUCUCCGUACAGCCGCCGGCAGCGCCGCAUUACCGGGAUGUGAGGGAACAUAUUAACUGAACCAAUUGGCUACUUGGAAUCCUGUUUCUCGGCCAAGAAUGGUACUCCAAGGCAGCCGUCCAUUUGUAGCCACUCACGGGCUUGCUUGAGAAUUAGAAAGAGCAUCUUUAAUAAUCCUGAACAUUCCUUGAUGGGAUUAGAACAAUUUUCUCAUGUUUGGAUUUUGUUUGUUUUUCACAAGAAUGGUCAUUUGAGCUGUAAGGCCAAAGUGCAGCCCCCUCGACUGAACGGUGCAAAGACUGGAGUGUUUUCCACAAGGAGCCCCCAUCGUCCCAACGCAAUCGGACUGACCCUGGCCAGGCUGGAAAAGGUAGAAGAUGGAGCUGUGUACCUGUCUGGGAUCGACAUGAUUCACGGCACACCUGUGCUGGACAUAAAGCCCUACAUAGCCGACUACGACUCGCCCCAAAGCUGCCCGACGGCACCUCUCGGCAGCACAAGCCCACCGCAGCACCAGCCCCAUCCAGAAACCAUGCCCCGCUCUGAGGGCCGGCUCUCGGCACCGGCUAGACCACGGCCCCAUGAUGGCCCCGAGGAGAGGCCGCAUUACCCAGAGGACAGGGCUGCAGGAGAGAAGGGCGGGAGGUCAGACGAGAUAGCCUGUGCCCCACGGCCCUCACCCCCGAGCUGGGAGGCGGCCGCAGAGCUGGGCUCCGCAUCUGGACCCGACACAGGCCUGAGUGUGUCGGCGGAGCCCGCCGUGGAGCAGCCUGUUCCAGAGGAAGGCAGGGAUGGCCAGGAGACAGGCUCCUGGGCCCCAGUGGGGAGCAGAGCAGAGGUGGCCCCCCGGGAACCAACUGGGGCGUCCCCGUGCAGUGUCGUGCCCAGCUGGGUGAGGGAAGCCCCCGUGGCUCCCUUGCAGGUCCGGUUCACGCCUCACGCAGAGAUGCAACUCCAGGACCUCGGAUCCGAAGGUGGCGGGCCGGCGCCCUUCAGGUACCUCCAGUCAGUGGCAGAGGCCCGGCGGGCCAUCGAGGCGGUGCUGGCGGCCGACCCCAGGUCCGUGUAUCGCCGGAAGCUGUGCCGGGACCGCCUCUUCUACUUCACCGUCGACACUGUGCACGUCACCUGCUGGUUUGGCGAUGACUUCGCCGAGGUGCUCCGGAUCCAGCCUGCUUCUGGGCCUGGCGGGGUGACUGGCCCUGGGGAGGCUGCGCGGGCCACGGGGCCCUAGGAACUCGGGUUGGCUCUGGAGGCGGCUGCAGGACUCCAGGGCCUCGAGCUCGAGGUGUCUGCUUUGCAGGAGGAUGAGGCUCCUUGGGAUUUCAUGGCUUCCAGUUAUUGGGGUGGUUCAGACAGUGUAUUUGAAAGCUGUAUUCACUGUCACUGUCAUCCCAUUGCUCAUCGAUUUGUUCGAGCAGGCACCAGUAAAGUCUCUCAUUGAGAGACUUAUUGUUACUGUUUUUGGCAUAUCCAAUACGCACGGGUAGCUUGCCGGGCUCUCCGAGAGGGGCGGAGGAAUCGAACCCGGGUUGGCCGCAUGAAAGGUGAACGCCCAGCCGCUGUGCUAUCGCUCCAGCCUUUGAAAGCUGUUUAUUUUAAUAAAUUUCUGAGGUCUUA